This is a messenger RNA of Harpia harpyja (harpy eagle), 3726 nucleotides long. RefSeq names its product NADH:ubiquinone oxidoreductase complex assembly factor 3 (gene NDUFAF3). The record is from RefSeq and is a predicted model, not a curated record. Gene Ontology annotation, biological process: mitochondrial respiratory chain complex I assembly. Bases 1516 to 2652 code for a protein of 378 amino acids. Gene Ontology annotation, cellular component: mitochondrial inner membrane. The transcript is spliced from 4 exons. NCBI's taxonomy places the organism in Eukaryota, Metazoa, Chordata, Aves, Accipitriformes, Accipitridae.
GGGCUGUGCCACGGUGGGGUGCUCCCUGCGCCACCCACAGCCAAGAGGUGAUCUGAGAAUCGCUGCUCACACCAGACCAACUGCUGACUGUCCGCAGGGCAGGAGCCGCCCGGGACCCCUGCCCGGCCAGCCGGGGGGGACGCACCAGCACGGGCUGGGAGCACACUCGGACCUUGCGUCACCGCUUACAGUGGGGUCCAGGCUGGAUCCGUCCCCAUCGCCAGAGCGCCGGGGGUCCCCGCCGGUAGCCCACGUGAGGCCUGGCAGCAUGGCGGCCCCGGGGGGGGCUCUCGGAGGCGCCGAAAGAGCUUUGGACAGACACGACAUCCCCGAUGGCUCUCUGGCUGCCCGCUCAGCGGGAGUGAUCGUGUCAUUCCAAAGCCGUCUCUCUCCGAGGGACGGAUCCUGCCCAGGCACCGCUCACCCCUCCUGGCACUGGGGGACUGCGGGGGGCCAGGGAGAGCCUGUCACGGGACGGCGGUGGCAGGAAGCUCGUGCAGCAUCUCACAACCUGCACCGCCCCAGCACAGGUGGCCACAUCCACACUGUGGCCAGCAGCCGGGGCUGCCACUCGGCACGCUCGCCCUGGCAGUUAGUCCCCAGGAAGCGAGCCGCUAUUUUUAGCCGUCGGGGGCACGAGACCCCUGGAGAGCCCCCAGCCCCGGCGCAUGGGGCUGAGCUGCGAGGCUGGGCACCAGUGACCCCCCAUCCUGACACCCCCCUUCUCCCAGUGUGGCCCCCACACGCUGCCCCAGCCCUAUGGAGGGGUUGGAGUGGGGCAAGCAGCUCUUGCCCAGUGCCUGGCCCGGCGUGGGGCGGCAGUGGGCAGCAGGGUGGGGGGGCGCGUGGGGCGAGGCGGGGGCGGGAGCGCGGGUAACGAAACCCCAGGGCAGCUGGGCGCAGCGGGGACAGCUGCUUUUGGGAUUCCGUUGCCCGCGCCGGCGCCGUGGAAAGACGGGCACGGGGGCCACCGCCAUGCCACCCUGACACUGGGGCGGCCGGCGGGCCGAAGGGGAAGAGGGCUACUUACCGCCGGGGACCGGGACGGAUGAGCUGCGUGGGAGCCACAGCCGGGCCGCUUGUGGCUGGGGGUGCCGGCAGAGGCUGGGGUUGUGCCGCGGGCUCCCCCCGCGCAGCGGGCCUGGUGCCAAGGGGAGGGCGGCACGGCUGAGCCAAAAGGAAACUGCUCCGAACAAAGCCCCGGUGGGGCUGGAGCAUCUGGUGCCAGCCCAGCAGCCCCCGGCGGGGCCCGGAAACCCGAGCCAUCCCCGAGGGAGGGCACCCGCCCCGGCACCUGUGCCCGGCGGCAGCGGCGGCACGGCACGGCCCCGGCUGCCGCCAGCGCCUCCGGAAUCUGCCGCCCGGCCCCAGCGAGGCGGCCCUCGGGCACCCGCCACAGGGGGAAGUGAAACCGUGUGGGGAACCCCACCAGCUCCAGGCAGUGCUCGCCAAGGGGGGACCCGGGACCCUGCCGUUGACGGAGGGUGCCGGUCUGUGGGGUGCUGGGGAUUCCUGAUGCCUCCCCACCCCAGCACGGCACGGCACGGCGCGACGGCGGGAAAGGUGCCGUCGCCGACGCCGGGGAGCUCCCCAGUAACCCCCGCCGUGUCGGGGCUCUGGCUGGCCCCGGCUGGGUGGCGCAGGGCGGGGGACGUGGGUCCCCGGCCCCAGGACACCCCCCCUGAGCCCCCGGUCCCCCGCCACCCGCUGCCACCAGCCCCGCCGAGCGUGGCACGGAGGGGAGGGGGAAGAGGGACCCGGCCGCCGGCCGUCCUCAGGCUCGGGGGUCUCAGCCCCCGCUGGCGGCAGCCGCCCCACGGCGGGGCGCGCCGUGCCGGGGGCAGGGGACCGGGGCAGAGGCCGUGCCGGGGGCGCAGCAGGGAGGCCGGGGAGCCGGGCCGAGCCCGGGGGGCAGCCCCGGGGCACCGGCGGGGCCGGGCCCGGGGCCGGGCGGCGUGCGGGCGGGCGGGCGCCCCGCGGCAGCGGGACGGGAGCGCAGCCGAGCCCCGGUCCCGCUCCCUCCCCGCCGCCCGGCCCGGCCGCCCCGCGGGGUGGCGGGGACCCUGGACCGGGAGCCGCCCGCUCCCCUCUCACCUCCGGCCCCGCAGCCUCCGGCGCAGCAGCCCGGGCCGGUCCGCGGCCCUCCGCGGCGGCGGGGAUCGGGGCGCCCGGGGCGGGACCCCCCGGCGCCGCCGGGGGCAGGGCCGAAGCAGCGCAGCCCGCCGUGCCCGCCCCCCCACCCCCGGCGCCCCGCACCCGCCGUGCCGCUCCCUGCCCCGCCGCCGCUUUCGGUUUCGCUCCGGCGCCGGCCGCAGCCCGCCCCGGGCGCACCAGGCCGCCGUGCCGGCCUCACCGCCUCACACCAGCGGACGACGAACUCUAUCAGCGGACACGGCUGACGGUGCUGGAGCCGGAGUCCCCCAACACCAUGUUCAUCGAGGGCUACAGCAGCCGCGGCUUCACCAUCAGCGGGGACCUGGUGGUGGGACCCUGCGCCGUCCUGCCCCGCACCAUCCUCCAGUGGAAUUGCCCUCGGUGUCCCCGCAGGUUGGCUCCUACAGGGACAUCUCGCAUGAGAGUCUGUCGCUGUUCCGGCUGCUGGAGCCCCAAAUAGCCAAACGCAUGUGCAACCUUCAACUUCCUAACCAGUGAAAAGCGUGUGGCAGCUGCUGGGCUCAUCCCUCCACAGGGCACCUACACGAGGAUGUAGGUGCUGCCUGCCACGGCCGCGAGCUGAGCAGCUUUUCCCUUGCCUGCCUGAAGCUCCUGAGUGUCACCGCUUUCCAGUGGAGAAAUGCUUUGGACUAAACUGUUGGAGCUGCUGGCUGGGUAGUGACUCUGCACACAGGAAGGUGCUGUGAAAUGCGUGGGCUCUGCUCUACCCCGAAGUCCCUGGCUUCUCGGCCUCCUUGCCCAGUCUGGGCUGGGGGCUGCAGGGCAUGGCACGAGGCAUGAGCAUUGCUGGCAGCACCUCACCCACAGCCCUGCCGUUCUGCCGUGGUGCCGGGUGCCUUGGCAGCAAGAAGCUAUUGCCCCAAGGCAGGGUGGAGGCUGGUGGGGUGAGCUGCACACUCCCGGGCACGUUUGGGGCUCCACAAGGGAAAUACAUGUAAAUUGGAAGUACAAAGCAAUUGCGUAGUGGUUAAUGCACAGCAGAGCAAGGCUGUAACGCACUGAUGGUGUGUGUGCUUGCUGCCCUGUGGAGCUGGCUGGGUGGUGGGGAUGGGCUGUGGCUGCUCCCUGGGCAGCAUGUGUGGUGCCGGGGUGCCACCUGCCAGCAGCUCCCUGAGCAUGGCCGGCACAGGCAACUGGUGGGCCUCAGAUGGCACUGGCCUGUCCUGGGCUCUCCUGCGGGGUUUUGUGCUGCCCCGCAGUGCUGCUGUCCCUUGUGAAGCCUCGAGCUGCAGGUGGUCCCUGGAUGCUGCAACCCAUCUCCCUGCAGGCUCGGCUCAAGCAGGGGACGUGGAGAGGGUCACUGUCCUGUUGUCCCCCCCAACCUUGCACUGGGAUGUGGUUGUGGAUGCCACCCCUGGGACUGGGGUAUGUGUACCUGAUCACAGCCUUGUCCCCCAAACCCUGUCACCUCCACGGGCCCAAGGAGCGGGUGGGGGACGUGGCUGCAGUCCCCAGCCCUGAGUCAGCUGCAUUAAUGAAUGUUUGACACAAUUAUGUUGUAAUUCAAGGCUCUGGUUUUAGCAUGUGUAAAUGUAAUUUGACAUCACCGUG